Molecule: messenger RNA, 462 nt
Organism: Plasmodium berghei ANKA
Lineage: Eukaryota; Apicomplexa; Aconoidasida; Haemosporida; Plasmodiidae
Product: cytochrome c, putative
Exons: 1
Coding region: 1-462 (153 amino acids)
Biological process (GO): mitochondrial electron transport, cytochrome c to oxygen; mitochondrial electron transport, ubiquinol to cytochrome c
Cellular component (GO): mitochondrial intermembrane space
Molecular function (GO): electron transfer activity; heme binding
Source: RefSeq, a predicted model, not a curated record
AUGAAUUUAUUUAAAAAUAAAAAGGAUAUAUAUAAUGAUGAUUUUCAAGCCAAUUUUGUAUUGCCCCCGGGAGACAAAGUCAAAGGUGAAAAACUAUUCAAAAAACAUUGUAAGCAAUGCCAUUCAAUAGCACCAGAUAAUAGCCAAUCUAAUUCGGGAUUUACCAGUUGGGGGCCUUCUUUAUUUAAUGUAUAUAAUAGAACAGCGGGGAUGAGCAAAGGGAAUUCGCCAUUUCAAGUUUCACCAGAUAUGGAAACAUCCGGAAUUAUAUGGAAUGAUGUAAAUCUAAUGAGAUAUAUGAAAAAUCCAAAACAAUUUGUUGAGGCAAAUAUUGGUAUGAACUUCAAAGGAAUUGCAAAUUUUCAAGAUAGAGUUGACAUUGUUCAUUAUUUAAAAACGAUAACUUAUGAUGACCCUCAUGGGCAAGAAAUAAUAAAAAAAUAUUCCAAUAAAUCGAAAUAA